Fomitopsis serialis is the source of this 546-nucleotide messenger RNA. RefSeq names its product ribosome maturation protein. The coding region runs from base 1 to 546 and encodes 181 amino acids. The record is from RefSeq and is a predicted model, not a curated record. The transcript has 4 exons. Lineage: Eukaryota; Fungi; Basidiomycota; Agaricomycetes; Polyporales; Fomitopsidaceae.
AUGAGUGACGUCACCGCGUCACUCGACCUUCAUAUACGGGCGCGCGACCGCCAUCGAUCCAACUCUCUACGCGCAUUCUUCUCUUCACGACCACUUCCACUUUCUUACGACCACCUGCAUCAUCUACAACAUGGUUCGCCCCUGACGAAGGUUGUCUACCAGCCCGAGCGCGAGGCUACCAACGAAUAUGUCAUCCUGGUCAACCCCGACGAGUACCGCAAGUGGAAAGAAGGAGGUACGCAUUUUUCGGUUCGCCUCUUUGAAUGCACGAUUCCUCUGGUCGAUGUGGUAGACUCCUUCCAGGUGCUGUGGUCCAACCAAGGAAACCAGGGCAAGCUCUCCACGCCGUCACGACAGCAGCUCGAGAACGACUUUGGCACGCACGUAGACACGGACGUCGUGCAGCAGAUUCUGGAGAAGGGCAGGGAGCAGACUGGGAAGGCCGUCUCGUCCGGCACGGCGACGACGAACCAGUCGAAGGGCUCGUUCGCGAUCGACACGCGGGGCAAGAGUGGCAUCCAGGCGGGUAGCGGUAGCGGGCGGUGA